Messenger RNA from Orcinus orca (killer whale), 1870 nucleotides. RefSeq names its product 40S ribosomal protein S27-like. Gene Ontology annotation, biological process: translation; ribosomal small subunit assembly. The record is from RefSeq and is a predicted model, not a curated record. Gene Ontology annotation, molecular function: structural constituent of ribosome; RNA binding. Bases 312 to 563 code for a protein of 83 amino acids. Gene Ontology annotation, cellular component: ribosome; cytosolic small ribosomal subunit. The transcript has a single exon. NCBI's taxonomy places the organism in Eukaryota, Metazoa, Chordata, Mammalia, Artiodactyla, Delphinidae.
UUUUCAUAUCCUUCCAUACCCUGCUUCUUUCAUUCAACUAUGUUUUUGAGAUCCAUCUGUUAAGAAAUAUAGCGAUAGUUCUUUUUGCUCCUGUGCAUAAGAUGUACAGCAUUUCAUUCUAUGAGUACACCACUAUUAUCAUUCUCCUACUGAUAGACAUUUAAACCGUUUCUUUCUUUUCUUUUCUUUUUUUUGCUGCAAUAGACAUUUUAAUGCAUUUGCUGAAACAUAAGAAAGAUUCUCCAUCUAGGACUAGAAUUUCUGCAUUUCUGUAACCAGCUUUCUGGUGGAGAUGACCUUCCCAUGAUAACAUGACUCUCGCAAAGGAUCUCAUUCAUCCCUCUCCAGAAGAGGAGAAGAAGAAACACAAGAAGUGCCUGGUACAGAGCCCCAAUUCCUAUUUCAUGGAUGUGAAAUGCCCAGGUUGCUAUAAAAUCACCACCGUCUUUAGCCAUGCACAAACAGUAGUUUUGUGUCUUGGCUGCUCUAUUGUCCUCUGCCAGCCUACAGGAGGAAAAGCAAGGCUUACAGAAGGAUGCUCCUUCAGAUGGAAGCAGCACUAAAAGCACCCAGAAUCAAGAUGAAUGGGAAACCAUCCCAAUAAACGCAUUUUGGAUACAUCCUGUUUAUUGUCUUGUUUUACUGCUAGGAAGCUCCUACCUCACGUAUUCAGGGGCAACUCUAGAGUCAGUUGGGGCAAUCUGUGAAAUCAAAUGAAGGCAGUUUCCAAGUCAAAAGUCCACAGGGCUGAAUAUAAGGACUCCUUACCAAGAAAGAGGAAAGCUGUUGAUGCCAACACCGCAAAGAGGGUAAAGAGGAAAAUCUGGUAAGAACCCAUGAACUUCUGGAGGACACCUUAAUCUUCACACUGAUCUACGCAUUGGCAGAAUAAAAGAAGAUAAUAGUUAUUUAAUACAUCCAGGACAGACGCUGCAUUUAAAAUCUUGUGUGGUCCUAAGAGUAUCUAGCUGAAGCACUCAAAACCUAGCCCUCUAAGAAAUUCUUUUGCUUCUUACCAGAGAAAAAGGGGUGAACUGUACUUGGCUCCUCUACCUCUUUUUGGCUUUUUACCUCUCUAACGUAAUAAACUACAAUUAUUGAGUCUCUCAUUUCUUUUCAGCUUACAAAAGAAUAUUUCAAUCCUCUGCCACUUUAAAGUGCCUGUUACCUUUCCUGUGCACUUGAACUCCAGGUAACAUGCUUCCCUUCACCAAGUUUGUGACAAUGUACAGUGAUUCAACUUCUACUUUUAAUCCCUCUAACCUAAAACAUUUCCUUGGAUCACCAAUGAUCUCUUAUAUCCAGGGGCCACUUGUCCUUUUUUAUUCAGGUGUCAUUUCUAGGGAACAUUCUGAUUUGUGUAUAACCUUGUCCUUAAUAAAUCUUCAGACUUGUGUCUUUGAAGCAUUAAAAAAAAAAGGUGUAACUAAAUUGUUCCUUAAAGCUGUUGUACUGAUCUACACUCCUUUCAGAAAUGAAUGAGUCUGUUGUUCCACGUCCUCAUCCAUACUUGGAAGGGCAUUCAUUUUAUAAAUUAAUUUGGUGACAACUGGCAUCUUUAUAAUGAGUCUUCCAGUUCAUGAACACUGCCUUUUUUCCCAUUUAUUAAGACUUUUUUCUUUUCAGUAAUUGUAAUUCCUCCAAAAAUUUCUUGUACAUAUUUUGGUUAGGCAUACCACUAGGUAUCUUGAAGCUUUUAUUACUAUUGAAAAUGGGAUCCUUUAUUUAUUAAUUUUUCUAAUUGGUUAUUACUGGUGAAUAAGAUUUCUAUAUGUUGAUUUUGUGUCUAGGGAAACUGGCAAGCUCUUCCUAUAUAUUUUCUACUUAAAAAAACUCAAGAAAAUCAUAUUGUAUGCAAAUAAGGACAUAU